Molecule: messenger RNA, 2661 nt
Organism: Dracunculus medinensis (Guinea worm)
Lineage: Eukaryota; Metazoa; Nematoda; Chromadorea; Rhabditida; Dracunculidae
Source: the annotation of a GenBank genome assembly
AUGGAUAGUGAAGUUGUAAAAGCAUUUAAUGCCGAGCUUGUUUCUUUGUAUGAACUUAGACCACCAAUCAGUAAAAAGAAAAUUGUGGACAUAACAAAAGCAGCACUUAAAGCCAUAAAAUAUUAUAAACAUGUUGUGUUUGGCAUUGAAAAAUUUUUGUCCAAGUGCAAACCUGAAUAUAAGAUACCUGGUCUUUAUUGUAUUGAUUCUAUUAUUCGGCAGUCGAAGCAUCAAUUUAAAGAUAAAGAUGUUUUCGCACCACGAUUCGCCACAAAUAUGCAUAUGACAUUAAUAAAUCUCCUUUGUUGCAAGAAUGAUGAAAAAUUGAAAGUUGUUCGCGUUCUAAAUUUAUGGAAAUGCCAUGGGAUUUACGAUGAAGCUCGUGUCUCUCCCUGGCUUACUUAUUGUCAUAAUCAUCAUGGUUUAGAAACCGAUUAUAUGCAAGUGGAAAAAUCGGUCAAAGGAGAUCAAGCGGACUUAUCAAUUUAUCAUAGAGGGCAUGGAAAUAUUGAAAAAAAGAAGGGUGAGCCACACACGCCUCCUUUAAAGCAAAAUCGUGAAAAUACACCGGUGAUACCCUUUCGCGAGCCGAGUGACGAAUCAGUUGAAGGUGGUGUUAGCGAACGUGAGACAUUAGCAAUGCUAACAGGGAUGGGAUUAGAUUUAGGUGGAAUGUUCAGUAUGGACCAUGGAUUAUUACAAAAAGUUCACAAAAUAGUCAACGACAAGCUUGUUGAGCGACGUGAAAUCGAUUCUAGAAGACAAGGGAAUAUAAAGAAUUUAUUGUCCAAGGAAUUCGAUUAUAGCGAUGAAGACGAAAGCGAAGAUGAUGAAAACAGUCGUAAAUUGCAAGUUGAAACAAAGCCUGUUGAAUUUACAAAACAACAAAUCAUUGGGAUGGCAGAAGCAGUUUUACGUGAGGCUGAUACCAAAGAAGAAAUACAACGUAUGCAUAGUGAGCGUCUUACUGCUUUAAGCCAAGCUGCUGCUCGUGUACAGGCGUCAAAGCAAAGCGUCACUGCAUUAAAUGCGAUAGCAAAUCCAGUAACAAAUCCUGCUACAGCAAUUCCAAUUAAUAUUCCUCUUAAUCCAGCUCCAGAAGUAUCCAAUUUGAUAAAUACUACUUCUAUACCGAUUCCGCCACCUAUUGUGCAACCACAGUUAAUUCCUUCUUCUAUGGCAACUCAAUCAUUGCUUACAAAUACUUCACAGUCUCAAAUGCCACCUUUCACUCCCAAUAUUCCACCACCAAAUUUUAUGAAUAUUCUAUCUACAAAUCAGUCGAAUAUUCCUCCUCAAACCAGUGGUCGAGACAUGGAUGACAGAUAUGAAAUGGCUAAUGAUCGUGAUGACCGUGAUCAUAGAGAUCGGUCCAGAGAUCAUCGUGAUAAUCGAAGGAGAGAUCGAUCAAGAGAGAGAGAUAGAGAUAGAAGCGAUAGUAGGAAUUAUAUUGAUGGUCGAGCAUCAAAACGAAUUCGUCGUAGCCGCUCACGAGAUCGCAAUUAUAGUGAAAUGUAUCAUGAUCGUCGUAGUGGUAGUGAAGGACGGAAGGAUUCCGCGCGGAAUCGAGAUAAAGACAGGGAUAAUUCUUCGUAUCGCGAUAUGGAACGCCAUCGUCGCAAAAUGGGUCUUCCUUGGCCUCCCAAAGAAGGACAUGUAUUAAUUGCUUCAUGCACUCUUUGGUUUGGUCGUAUUCCACACAACUGUUCUGAAGAGGAUAUCCGUUUAUCGGUAGCAGAGGCCGGCGAACCAUCGCGGAUUAGUAUCAUCCACUCACGAGCAUGUGCAUAUGUUACAAUGAAAGAUCGCAAAGCUGCUUUUCGUGUCAUGGACCGAAUGCAAAAAAAUAUUCAAGUGGCUAAAAAAAAUGUUAAGUUAAACUGGGGUACUGGUCAGGGUUUGAAAGGUGAGAAAUAUAUGGAUUAUUGGGAUUCAAACAAAGGUUAUUCACUGAUUCCCUACAAUAAACUUCCGGAUGAUCUAGAGCCACUCUUGGAAGGUGGUCAUUUGGAUGUGGAAACGUUACCAUCGCAUCUUAGAAGCUUAUAUGAUGAGCAUGGUUUAAAAGGCAAAAAUAGAGAAGAAAUUAAAAUAUCUGGCACUGGAACAAAUAUGCAUCUACCUCCAACAUUACCUCCAUUUCCCUUUUCUUUGAAUCAAGCAACACCUCUCGGAGGUGCUCCACCAUUUUUUCCGCCUGGCGUUUUGCCUCUUCCCGGUACUUUUCCGUCAUUACCUCUCAUUGACAAUUCUGCUAUGCAUAUUCCACCAAAAGAGGGUCAGACGUCACAGACCGAUGUUUCAAGUUCAGGCCAUUUUAUGCCUACAAAUUUCGGUAAUCAACUUCCACCUCGUUUUCCCGGUAAUCGCGGUGGAUAUAUGAAUGCACCUUUUAAUAUGCGAGGUCCUCGUCCCGAUAUGGCAUUAAGCGUACCAAAUAUUGGUCGCCCAGUUCCACGAAUGAGUCGUCCAUUCUUGCACAAUCCACUUUUUCAGACAAAUGCCAGUGGUAGUCGAGGGCAGAAUUUUUCGUCAAAAGUAGUUGAUGAUUCAAUAAAUGAACCAGUUACAUCUACCACACAUGAUGAUGACACAACUUCAGCUGGUCAAGAAGAUCGGAAGAUGGAAUAUGAUGUGAGUUAUGCGCAAAAGACUAAGUGA